AUGGCACAUGUUGAUCGUUUAGCUUUACUUAAUGAUUCAAGACUUAUUAAUAAAAUUUUUAUUGGACGUGCUGAUUUAGUUAGUAAUAAAGUUGACGGAUAUUUAGAAGGUAUUGUCUUUCGUUAUCAUGAUCAUGAUGCUCGAAUAAUUCAUAAAGCUCUUGUAAAACACCUUGACGAUAAUCUUUUUGGUAAACAUCCUGAUUCAUGUGUACAAGAACAAUUAAAACAAGUUCAUCUCUGA
Rotaria sp. Silwood1 is the source of this 243-nucleotide messenger RNA. Lineage: Eukaryota; Metazoa; Rotifera; Eurotatoria; Philodinida; Philodinidae. The record is from the annotation of a GenBank genome assembly.